AAGAGGGACCAGCACUGGAUGAGAUAAAAGCUGCUGAGGAGACAAUAGAGCCUAGUGCGGUUGCCAUAGUACAGGAGAACAGGACUGAAGCGGAAGGUCCACUCGCUGCUCAACUUUUAGCCAAUUUCGACCGCGAAGCGGCGGACAAGACGCAAAAGGAACUCGAAGCUGCGCAUGAAGGCGUGCGCGGUAACGACGUCAAGGCACGACAACAGGCGGCACGAAAACUAGCGAAUCUAGAACAGCACGACCGAGCAUUUAAGGAAGACGCUUUGGCUUUGAGCGAGUUGAUGCAGUCGCACGCAGACGACUCGGAUGAAGAGGCUAUGAGACACGACCCAGGAAGGAAAAGAGAAGCGUUUUUAACGGGUGCGAAGGAUAUGGGUGCGAGUCCGAGGGCCAUUCAACAACCGUUUUCGCCUGGGAGUGUGAACUAUGGUAUCGAGCUUGUCUCUUUGUCCUUUUAUUUUUCAGCUUUUUUUGUGACGCAUAGUAAACGCACAACUAUUUGGAACUCAUCCUUAAGACAAGUAAGCUUUUUUCCCCUCUACAUUUUUGAGUAAACUUCUUUCAUGCCAACAAACAAUACAGCUGACGUGAGACCCGAACUAUCUCCCGAUGCCUCGCCUGGUGGCGAGACGCAGAUGCUGUUACUGGCCAAGAAGGGCAACGAGGAGGCUGAAAACCAAUUAGCAAUUCAUGGGCAUACAACCGAGUUUGGCGAAAUCGUAGCUCGUGAUCAAGACGGCGGUUUACAGACUUUCGGCAACGAUGAUGGUCAACAAGGAGGACAGGUGCAACUCUACAAUGUUGAAACCCCAACCGAAGAACACAAAGGCUGGGACACGAAUGAGGGCAACCCUUACAUCGUGGGUAUGGGUCAAUAUGUGACCACGUAUCCCGUACAGGGAGAGCUUUGCCUGUACGAUGGUCGAGAUUUAAUUUAAGGCCUAUCAUGUGGUCCGGAACUCAUCGUCAGGAGCAUCUUCUUUGUCCCCCUUUUCUUCAAUAAGGCAAGAAAAUUGCGUGGUCAGAGAUCAUCUCUUCAAGAUCUGAUUUUGAGGUCGUAAGACCGUCUAAUUAGUGGAACGCUAUGAGCACCAUAGGAUACGGCAAGUCAUCGACUACGUCGCUAGAAGGUAUUUCAAGCAGCCAGAAAGGGAGAGGAAAGACCCAAGCUUUAAGGCUCCCGCUGAAGCAUCCUCAAUCUCAUCCUUGCUUCUUUUUCUACUUGAAAAAGAAGUUCAUCAUCCUUCCAAGGUCGGAUAUGAUUUUUUCUCUCAAAGAGGAAGAUGCGAAGACGCGGUACUAGCAGCUCUAAAAACUCUUCUUACCAUGAAGCAUUCGGCAGUUUGGAGAAGAUUUUAGCGGACCAGUUGGAACAGAUCUAUAUGGACCUAUGCAAUCUGUUGAAGAAGAUGUCCGACACCAUCCCUGACAUCAUGAAGUGUGAGCAACACGCUUUCGCGAAUUUCCGGAUUAACAGGGUGUCGGACAGUCACUACGACGAGAUAGUGGACAAAUUGCAUAGGGCUAGGUAUUCUUGGAACAACCACAUUGGACAAAUUGCAUAGUGGACAAAUUGCAUAUAGAGUUACAUUCUUGGAACAACAAAGACUUGUUUGUAACUUGUUGUACUUGUGACCACUAUAACUCUAACUUGUUGAUGUACUUGAUGUGACUACUUGCUCGCCCCCUUAUGAUUUUCGAGUAGGCGUCGAGACUAACAUUGAUUCUUCAACAAUGAUAUUUGUAGUUCCUCUCGAAUAAUUCGAAUAUCAUCCAAGGUACAACAACUUUUUUGAACCUUCCUAUACCAGGUACAACCUCUUCAAGCGCAAAGAGUAUGAAAUCGCCAACCAGUGGGAGAAGCCUUUUAGUGGACCGGUUUCUAAGUAUCGGCCACAGAGCGUCAAUUAUGCAGAGGAGUUAGGCAAUGACAACGAGUAUGUGUUGGAAUUCCGUGACGAAAUGAGUCGCCUUUACGCCUGCCACGUAACGGAGUUUAGCAAAACAGCGAGAAGGAGAUUGGCGAGAAUAGACAACUUGAUGGUGGGGAAAGCGAAUGCGCCACAGGUACACUUAAUUUAGAGGAGUUUGGGCGACCUGAAUGCCAGGUCUCACGUUUUGUUCGACUCGCUUCUCUCUUAGAAUAUCACUUUGGACCCUCACUGUAUAUCUUUCUCCACCGUUGCCUCUGGCAGGUAAAAUCCGUUCUCAAGUCUUUCGAUGUUCGACGUCUGCAAGAGAUCGAGGAGGGCAAAGAGGACAUGCUAAACGGGAUGGCAUUGCUCGGUGAUGGAGACCCCAACGUCUUAGCUUUUGGAUCUGAGCUUCUCUCCCCAAGAACAUUCCAGGACGCUUUUUAUCCGUGUGCAGAGAGGCAUCGAGAAGCUCUAUUGCAGCAGGAAGUAAGGCAUUUGACCACCGGUGAAAUCUUUGAGUCUGCAGAACAUCUGAACACACUUUUGAGUGCUUUGGAGAGACAGGCGCCCGCAUUGGAGAGGUGGGUCAGAAAAACCCGUACGGAGAUACCGGAGUUACGACAUCUAGUGCCGAAACCUAUUGCUCUGCACAAAGCGGAACUGUCGGCAACGGAAGCUACAGCAGGAAUGCCAUCGGGAUAUCAGAAUUUGGAGUUGAAGCCAGUGGAUGCUGCAGGCAGACAAGCGAAGGACGGAUUUGGAGCUGGUCUGGGUGGGCAUAUGUUAUGGCUGUUGUGAAAAGUUUGCAAGUUGAAGUUUGUCUAAAAACUUCUACGAUGUAAAUUACAACUUCUACGAAUUGAUGUCCACGGUGCUCGAUGUGCAGGAUCCAUAGCCUAUAACCUAAUCUUUUGAGAAGUGAAGAAGUUGAAGUUCAUUCAUAGACAAACAUCAUAAGAACCUAUAAAGAUAACUAUUAAAGCUCCUACAGACAGAGACUUUUCUGUCUGUGCGGCCGCAAAGAAACGUUCCCUCUCUAACCUUCGACCCCCGCAAGUGGAACGCCGAGUCCGGAGCCCCGCCGCAAAAGCCAGAUUACACUGCCACUCUCGCUAUGAUGGAGGAGCUGGCAGACGGCGUGGACAUGCCGCCCUUUCCGGGAUCGAACUUUGUGCUGCUGAGAAUCACUUUCCCAACCGCCGAUGCGGAGAUGGUUCAUAAGGGGCCACCGGAUAUCUUGAAACGAAGAUUUCAGAGAGUCUUUAAUCAGGUACUUGAUAUUAUGAUUAUAUUAUCUGGACAUAUAGCUUAAUCUGGACAUAUUCAAAAUAAUAGGGACAAUAUCUUGAUUAUAUUAUCUGGACAUAUAAUAGAUUAAUAGAAUGGCAUUUUUUUUAUAUCUCUCCUAGUUAGGACGUCGGCUCUACCAUUAUUAAUUGGGAGGUGGUCCAAUUCGCAAUUAUUGAUGUCUUCAGAAUGAUAAGAUUCAUAGUUCUUUGGUGUGAAAAGUAGGUAACAAGUCAUGUUGAGUUACAACAUCAACGAACUAUCUUCUACCAAGAAUCACAAGAAUGAAAACCCAAACACCUCCUUUGUCCAUGAUGAGGAAACAAACACGCAGGAGUAACCACUCGACACUACACAGGUCUGUUCCCGAUUUGUCGAGUUGCGCGACUUGACUGUCGUCGGCUUUUCGUCCAACCCCUUGAGUGUGAUUCUGAGGGUGGUGGAAACGGCGAAAGAAGCCGUGUUCGAGAAAUUGCAGAACGAUGUCUACGAAGCUCAUUCAGACAUGAUGGUGAGUCCGGUGAACAUGUUCCUAGUCAAUGCUAGGGUCAGUGUGACCACGGAAGACGAUGUUGUGUGGCUAGAGGGGGAGGCGGGACCGAAGGUACCUACAUGAAGAUCUGUUAAUAUGAUAUUUUUGUCCAUUGGGUGAAGAUGUUGAUGUUCUCGUAUUUGUAUUUGGUGUUGUUGAUUUCUUCUCGAUUGGACAACCACGUUUGGGCGAUUCAUUUUUCUGCCACCGUUACAAACACGAACUAAAUGCACCCACCAUUACUUACGACCUCUUGCUAGCUAAAUGAAUGAAUGAAUGUCAACAUUGUCACCCCUUACAGACCGUGAACGACCUCCGAUCGCAAGCAGGGAUGAUGGGCACUGAGGAGGCGAAAACUAGUCAGCCCUUUGACGUUGCACAGAGGACCCUAACUGCGGUUGAAGCACCCGAAGACAUGUCCAAAGCUUUAGUAGUAUCGUCUGAAGGUAAGAAACCAACUGCUCCAAGACUUCCGGGAGUAGACGCGAGUACGCAGACGGAAGCGGUAUAAUACACUUGCUUUGAUGGUUGUAUUUUUCAAAAUGUCGAUGUUGUUGUUUGCUUUCUGGGAAGUUGUUGGCUAUCGCUCUUAGUUAUUUUCAAUCUACAAUUACAAAGAAUCUUCUAACACGACAGGUUCGCAUUUUCGCUAUCGAUGACCCGAAGCUGAUGGAGAUUCAACGUCUAGAACGGCUAGAAAAGCAAAUCGAAGACAAUCGAGACGCUCCAAAAAUGAAGCCAUUGAAGGACUUGCUGAACCCUAAGAUGGAUCAGGAUAAUUUCAGGACUGCUACGGGGUUGUUGAUGCCUGAUACGAACAAACAAUUGGCGCAGAUCGACAAGCAAAUGCAAGAACGGUCGAGAUUGAAGCUGCCGUUUAUUAUGCGUUUGAGGUCGAAAUUGUUAUCGUGAAAUACUAGAGUUUGAUUUGUUGUGAUGAACAUGAACUUCUCAGAAUAGUACAUGAUGUGUAUCGUCUGUGUACUUAUAAAGCAUCACACUCAGUUUUUUUUCACCAAUCAGUUCUAUGUUGAACGUCAUUUUAAGUAUUUAAUAAUCAGCAUCAGGAUCAACAAAGAUGAAGUUGAAGAAAGCUCUAAGGGGCACGUCCAGUCCCUACUCGAUGAUAUGGCCAAGCGGGACCCGCCUCCGGUAAAAGUCGAAGCGGUGGACUUGCCGACGAAAGAGGAGCUCCGGAAUGGUGAGGUUUACUACACGUUGAAUCAGCGCAUCGAGGAGCGCGAACCCGGCACUCGUACCAGGUACCAGACGUUUGCGAAUUACGACUUGUACAAUAAGAAUGCUCUCUUUGAAGAGGCAGGGAGGUUGAGGAAGCCGGCUUUGGGGAAGUUUCAGUGCACCUACAAUCCCGUGAAACAACCAGCGGCGUUGAAAGUCAGAGAAGAAAUGCAGAAGAGUGGGGCAUUGAUGAGCGCGGGGAGUAGAAUUCUUGGAGGUGGUGGUGGGAAGUAAUUAUAAGAUUCUUGACUAUCUAAGGUUCAACAACUUAUAAGUUAAAUGUCCCACUUCUCCGAAGACGAGGAAGACAAGGAUUCUCCUUUUCUUCGGAUCGUUGUUGUACUUACUCUCUUCAGCUGCCUAUGACGAUCACCUUUUUGUUGCAUCUGCAACUUUUGGAGCACAAUGUUCGAGUUUUGAAGCACAAUGUUCGAAUUUAUUAUCCGCAACUUGUUUCAUUGAAGUUGAAGCACAUUUUACUGUCCUGUCCCUGAAAUUGAAUAUGUUGAAUCCGUAGCGAAUCUGUGAUCUUAAGUCAAGUUUUACAAUUUCACGAGUCGCGAUAGUGUGUAAUUUGUUGUUGUCUGGCUGUUGUCUGGCCCACGCAAAUGCCAAAACCUGGGUGAUCUAGCGAACGCUGCCAUCGAUAUGGAAUCCCAUGCCUUUCUUUCAUGUAACUUUAAUUCUUGCCUGUGUUCCACACAAGCACACACUAAAUGAUAAACAUCCCUAGAAAUAGCCUCUGUGAUGGCGGAAAUAGCCUCUGUUAAGGGGGAAAUGGCUCCAGUAGGGUUCUGGGCUAAAAGCUGCGCAGGCAGAGGAGAUAGUUGGCAACACUGGAAGCACGUUGCGCGUUUCCCAUUUUUCUCGUUAUUUUCUUGUGUGCAACCAAAAUUUGAUUCGGUUUUUGAGUCUGCACAUGUUGAAGGUUGACCAAGGGAGAAACAAAUAUGAGAGAGCUAUUGGAUUCUGACAAUAAUGAAAAUCAGUGCCAUUCGGUCUACUCCCUGAUGUCUGAAAAGUGACGUGGAGGGAAUAGCCUCUGUGAUGGGGGAAAUAG
Amoebophrya sp. A25 is the source of this 6043-nucleotide messenger RNA. The record is from the annotation of a GenBank genome assembly. NCBI's taxonomy places the organism in Eukaryota, Dinophyceae, Syndiniales, Amoebophryaceae.